UUUGGGUUUUAAAUGCUGUCAUAGCUCAUUUUCGAGCACAAGUUUUGGGAAAUUUCAGAAGGUGAUUUCUUGGCCAUUUUAGGUCCGAAUCAAGUGAUUCAAGAGCCUAUAUUGUGGGGUUUUUCGUGAGGAUCGUCGUGGUGUGAUUGGUUUUGGCUGUUGGAGCUUCAUUUUUGGUAAAAUCUGUGUAUCAACGUUUCGAGGCCUUUUAGAAAGUAAAAGAUCCGGGGAGUGAAUUUUGGAGCGCGCGUGAUCUGCGUUCAGGUCCGAGCACCAGUAGUCAGCGUUGAUCGAGUUUGGAGAAUUUCUGGUCUGGAGACAGGGGAUGGCUCGCACGCGAGGCGGUGCGUUCGGGGGAGAUGCACCCGGAGCCUCAGUUUGGGGUAGACGUCGACCACGAGGUCGAGGUAGGGCUGCAGCACCUGCCCGGGAUAUGGAGGAGGAGCCUCAUGCAGCGCAUGUACCGCCACAGCCAGUGGGGCCGGGGCCCGCCCAGCCACCACCCGCACCGGUUGCAGCACCUGAUCUUCAUUCCCUCUUGACUCAGAUAUUAGCAGCUAUUGGGGAUAUGAGACAGGCACCAGCACCAGCAGUACCAGCACCAGCGCUGCAAGAUCAGCCGCCACCAGUUCAUGUGGCCGCCCCACCAGACUUAGAGGUUAGAGAGAUGCCACUGCGGGAUCAGAAGAUGCUUGGGGUAUUUCAGAGGUUGGCACCGCCUAUAUUCUCAGGGGCGAUUGGAGAGGACGCUCACGAGUUCCUGCUCACUUGCCAGGAGCAGUUACAGUCAUUAGGCCUUUUGGAGUCGAGAGGAGCUGACUUCACCGCUCAUCAGUUCCGUGGGCCAGCCAGGCAGUGGUGGCGCGCGUAUCGAGAGUCUAGGCCAGUUGGAUCUCCUCCUAUAUCUUGGAGCGAGUUCUCAGAGGCUUUCUUGGCCCGGUUCAUGCCACGGAGGGUCAGAGAUAGGCUUCGUGAUCAGUUCUCUAGAUUGAGCAGGGAUCUAUGA
Molecule: messenger RNA, 1006 nt
Organism: Solanum pennellii
Lineage: Eukaryota; Viridiplantae; Streptophyta; Magnoliopsida; Solanales; Solanaceae
Product: atherin-like
Exons: 4
Coding region: 326-1006 (226 amino acids)
Source: RefSeq, a predicted model, not a curated record